CUUUCCCAUGAGCUCUAUCUAUGUAUAUUAAGAUUAAUUUAGUUGCAAUUGAUUCGUAUGUCACACAUUUGUAUAUAAUUCCAAUUGAAAAUAGAAAGGGUUAAAAACAUGAAUAGGUCAAACUAUAGGUAAAAUUUGGGAAACUGCACCGAUCAAUUGUCCACACCGAAGCUGCUCUAUCAAAAUUCUUAGAUAUGCCUCACCCACAAUCAAAGGGUCGACUCCGUGCCUUGGGCGUUGCGACGGCCGGCAUCGCGGCAUUAUAUAUGGGUCUGACCGCAUACGACAAGCCGGAGAGUCUUGUUCGAGCGUUGAUGAUACCGACAAUGCGGCUGCUGCCCGCCGAGACUGGCUGCAAUUUGGCUCUUCUGGCCUGCAAGUAUCGCUUGUAUCCUGCAUCCAAUUAUGAGGACAACGUCAACUUGAGGACUAAAUUCUUUGGCUGCGACAUUAGUAAUCCCAUUGGGCUGGCGGCCGGCUUCGAUAGGAAUGGCGAGGCUGUACAUGGACUGAAUGAUCUGGGUUUCGGUUUCAUCGAAAUUGGCAGCGUUACGCCUUUGGCUCAGAAGGGAAGUCCCAGGUCCCGCAUCUUUCGACUGAGCGCCGAUCGAGCAAUUAUCAAUCGGAACAGUAUCGAUAGCGAUGGCUACCAGGCAGUGGCCGAGCGCCUGCGCAGACUACGCCAAACCGAUGGCUUCAACGCUGUCGUGGGCGUCAAUUUGGAACGCAAUUACAGCUCUAAUACACCCGUCAUCGAUUACAUGGCAGGAGUAAAGACAUUCGGUCCCGUUGCUGACUAUCUCGUUAUUAACUACAGUAAUGCGAAAGACCAAGGGUACAAUGCGAACAGCAAAAAUCAGCUCAUCGAGCUGCUCGAGGCCGUGAACAUAGAGCGUGCCCAGCUUAAGCCCAUCAAGUACGUGCCCAUCCUACUUAAGCUGUCGCCCGAUAUGACACUUGACGAGAUGAAGGAUGUUGCCGCUGUCAUCGACAUGAGCACGUGCAAGGUGGAUGGCCUGAUCGUGUCGAAUGCGACGAUGACCCGCGACAAUGUGAGUACCUCCAAGAAGUCCCAGGAGGAAGGAGCGCUCAGCGGCGAGCCCCUGCGGCAGCGCUCUACGACUAUGAUCGCACAGAUGUAUCAAUUAAUAAAUAACAGCGUACCCAUCAUUGGUGUCGGCGGCAUCUCAUCUGGCCAGGAUGCUUAUGAGAAAAUUGAAGCUGGCGCCUCAUAUUUGCAGAUCUACACGGCUUUUGUGUUCGAUGGUCCCGAUUUAGUGGAUCGCAUCAAAUCGGAGCUUUCCGAUUGUAUCACUGAGAUGGGAUAUGAAAAUGUCCAGGAAGCAAUAGGUUCAAAUUAUAAGCGAUAUUUGCCUGCUUAAAGUGCAGGUGGUAUUAAGUAAUAUCCAGUAAAUAAAAUUGUAUGUUCGACA
This is a messenger RNA of Drosophila hydei, 1433 nucleotides long. RefSeq names its product dihydroorotate dehydrogenase (quinone), mitochondrial-like. Gene Ontology annotation, biological process: pyrimidine ribonucleotide biosynthetic process; 'de novo' pyrimidine nucleobase biosynthetic process. Lineage: Eukaryota; Metazoa; Arthropoda; Insecta; Diptera; Drosophilidae. The coding region runs from base 195 to 1382 and encodes 395 amino acids. Gene Ontology annotation, molecular function: dihydroorotate dehydrogenase activity. Gene Ontology annotation, cellular component: mitochondrial inner membrane; cytoplasm. The transcript has 2 exons. The record is from RefSeq and is a predicted model, not a curated record.